Molecule: messenger RNA, 1824 nt
Organism: Penicillium brasilianum
Lineage: Eukaryota; Fungi; Ascomycota; Eurotiomycetes; Eurotiales; Aspergillaceae
Source: the annotation of a GenBank genome assembly
AUGUUUUUCAAGUCUCUGGACCUGACCACUGCAUUGCGACCCUUGCUGUUACCUGACGAGACGCUUCUCUUUGUCCAGGAUGCGGUGGGGCUAUAUGAGGGGAAGUACAAGAUUCCCGACUACCAAAAUGGUCAUGCCUACUUGACCUCCCAUAGGGUUUGCUAUGUUGCAGCGGAAGAACCUCGUAAAUUCUCUGUCGGUAUUGAUCUGAAGGAAGUCGACCGAGCCGAGUACCAGGCCGGCUUUUUCAAGUCAUCGCCUAAGAUCACGCUAUACCCCAAGCCCCAGAAGGGAAAGACUGAUAAAUCCCGAAGUGCGACUGCCAGUCCUGCGGUCUUGCAACAGUCUAGCCUGCUCCCCGUUCAUCCAUCCUCCCCUAGGCCACAGAGUGUUGUCCAACAGCAAGCAGCUUCAACAAAGCCAGUGAAUGCGACCUGGAUCUGUCCGAUCUGUUCCUUCUCCAAUCCUGUGCCUUCGAAUUUCGACCCUGCCACGGCCACCGCAGCCACCCAUUUACCGCCAUGUCUCGCGUGCGGCAUUAAGCCGCCAUUCACAACAGUCCUCAAGGCGGCGAUCAGCGCCGCAACGAGUCGUGAUUCUCCCUUGCCUAGCACGGCAGCUUUCCCGACCGAGAACACUACUGCCCAGAAGAAUAGUGGCCUCUCGGGAUCGUCGGGCCUCGCAGGUUCUGUGUCGUGUUCCCGGUGCACCUUCGUGAAUCAUCCAUCUCUCAUGGAGUGUGAGAUGUGCGGGGCACCGUUGGCAACGACGGGGCUCUCUAUACCAGGAGACGUUACUAGCCGCGCUGACUCUCCCGCUCCAUUCUUUGCACAAUCUCGCAUCACUAAUUCAGAAGUCACCGAUAGCAUCAAGCUUUCGUUUCGAAAUGGCGGGGAGAAAACCUUCCACGAGAGACUCAAGGGGGCCUUGAUUCAAAGGAAAUGGCUUCUCCAGAAUGCACCCCCGGUGCCACCGCCAUCGCAGGCUGGUGCCUCGACCAGCGGCCCCGCCAUUCUUUCUUUAGAGAGUCCGCAGCCUACGACACCACGCACCACAGCUGUGGGAAUUGCGGGUCUAGAGCAACGCGGGUUAGAGACGCGGAUGAAUAAUCAACUGGUGAUUGGCAAUGCUUUUGAAGAUCUCGAGGCUUUGAUGGCCUCGGCCAAGCAAAUUGUGGCUCUAGCCGAAACCCUGGCCCGCGAGUCGGGGAUGACGACCAACGGAGGAGCUUCUGCAGAAACUAAUGCGGUUCUCUCCGAGUCGGCUGCAGCGUUAGGGAUGGUGACUACGAAGGACAUGCUGAGCUCUGGGUCCGAGAACCUCUAUCUAUCAGAGCUGUCCCGCAACCUGGCCGAGUAUCUUACGGACGAUCGCAAAGGGAUUCUACAUCGAGAAGGCGGCAUUAUGAGCCUGAUUGACCUUUGGGCGGUGUUCAACCGGUCUCGCAAUGGAGUCGAACUUGUCAGCCCGUCCGAUUUCCAGCGGGCAGCCGAGCUCUGGGAAAAGCUGAAGCUACCCGUGCGCCUACGCCGGUUCAAGAGUGGUCUCUUGGUGGUUCAGCGUUAUGACUGGAGCGAUGAGAAGACCGUUCGGCAGUUGCAGGAAUGGAUGGAGGAAUUGCGACGGGUCCCACCAGACCAAUCGGUUCCGUGGGAUUGGAGCAUGUUUGGUCGGGCCGUGACGGCGCAGGAAGCCGCCCAACGAUUCAGAUGGAGUGUGGGUGUGGCUGCGGAGGAGCUAGAGAUGGCAGAAGACAGGGGUGUGCUCUGUCGAGAGGAAGGUAUAGAGGGUUUGCGGUUCUGGAGCAACCAUAUAGUAGCAUAG